Molecule: messenger RNA, 611 nt
Organism: Teleopsis dalmanni
Lineage: Eukaryota; Metazoa; Arthropoda; Insecta; Diptera; Diopsidae
Exons: 2
Coding region: 149-562 (137 amino acids)
Biological process (GO): axoneme assembly
Cellular component (GO): axonemal microtubule
Source: RefSeq, a predicted model, not a curated record
AAAAAAAAACUUGUGUAUAUUUUUCAGCUCGUAUAUUUCUUUAUGCUUAUUCAAGGUUCGUUAUAUUUCUUUGUUCCUGUGAACCUUUUUAUUGCGUAAAUUUUUCAAUUCUUCGGAUACAUAGGCUGAUUAUACCUACCUACCAAACAUGUUGCUACUAAAUGGCCCAUACAUGGAUGUUCCUUUUGUAUUCAAGGCAAAUAAGGUUGAUCCAUAUAAAGGUAUAACUAACCCAGAGAAGAUUUAUGUGAAGGCAAUGAAGAUUGAGCCAGUCACAAUAACCAGAUAUAUGUUUGAUGAUAUUAAGUUUUGCUAUCCACGGCCACAAACUAACUUUACAGGGUAUGGCAUUGAUCGUAGAUGUAAUCAUUUUUACAAAACAACAAGUUCGGACUAUGGAUUUUAUCCUCCAGAUAAGCACACAAUUCCGAGACGUUUCUAUUGUAAAAAAUCUGAACUUACUUCAACUCUUACGGACUUCUCUCCACACAUGGGCCUACAUUAUACACUUAACCUAUUAAAGAAACCUACACGUUUCAUUGUCAAGAAACCACAAAAGUAAUUAUCGGGAACUGAAAAAAUUUUACUUUAGUAAAAUGCAUAUUUUUAAU